This is a messenger RNA of Vombatus ursinus (common wombat), 3726 nucleotides long. RefSeq names its product zinc finger and SCAN domain-containing protein 30-like. Gene Ontology annotation, biological process: regulation of transcription by RNA polymerase II. The record is from RefSeq and is a predicted model, not a curated record. The transcript is spliced from 4 exons. NCBI's taxonomy places the organism in Eukaryota, Metazoa, Chordata, Mammalia, Diprotodontia, Vombatidae. The coding region runs from base 216 to 1796 and encodes 526 amino acids. Gene Ontology annotation, molecular function: DNA-binding transcription factor activity, RNA polymerase II-specific; RNA polymerase II cis-regulatory region sequence-specific DNA binding.
UGGAGUGAGGAAUGCCUCAGUUACUUACGAGUUCAGAGAAAUCGCCAGAUUCCAGUGUCAAUUUAGAAGCCUGUGAUCUUGACAAUUGUGUUUUUGCCUCUGAAUGGGGUUUCCUUGAAGAACUGCUUAAGAAGAAUUUCUUUAAAGCAUAGACCUCUCUGGAGCUCCUAUUUAAAAAAAAAACAAAAAACCCAAAACAACUUAUAGAAGCUCAAAUGGCUCUAGAAUCCAGAGAGACUGCAGCACUGAAUCCCCAGAAUCAAGCAGGGAAAGAGAGGCUUCAAGUAGUAAAGGUAGAGAAAUUAGAGGAUUGUGUAUGGGGAAAGAAAGACAGCCAGAAGAGGAACAGCCCUUCCACCCAGGAGAUCUCCCGCCUGCAGUUCAGGCAGUUUGGCUACAGUGACACCCCUGGACCCCGAGAGGCUCUGAGCAAACUCCGGGAACUUUGUCAUCAGUGGCUAAGACCGGAGAUACAUACGAAGGAGCAGAUUGUAGAGCUUCUGGUCCUGGAACAGUUCCUGACUAUUUUGCCAGAGGACCUGCAGACCUGGGUGAAAGAUCAGCAUCCAGAGAAUGGAGAUGAGGUGAUAAUCAUGCUGGAGGAUUUGGAGAGACAGCUUUUUGAACCAGGACAACAGGUUGCAUCAAGCACACAGAGAGAGGCAGGGGCCUGGGAGAAGAUGGCACCCUUGAGAGCAGCACAGAAUGCACUGAAUGUCCAGCUUCAGCCUAUGAACGCCCAGAUCAAGUGUGAGUCUCCAGAGCCCCAGUUCCUGCAAGAAAGAGAUUUUGAGACUAGUACCAAGUGGACUCUUCCAAAGCAGGAACUUUCAGAGGAAGAGGAGUCACAAGAGAGGCUAUCUGGAAGAUUCCCAGUGGAUGCUUACAAGGGAACCAAGGUUGGAGAAGCCUAUGAAUGUGAAGGCACUCUAGACAAGCAACAGGGAAACAAAGUGGAGAAAGUAGAGGGAUCCCUUUCUCAGGAUGGAAGUUUUGUGGUAGUGACCAUCCCUUCUGAAAAAAUUCCCUUAGGAGAGAAUGGCCAUAAAUAUGAUGAAUGUUUGUGUAAUUGUCAUUUGAACUCAAACCUGGUUACACGACAAAGAAUUCCAACAGGAGAGAAACUCUAUGUAUCUGCUACAAAUGACCAAAACUCCAGACAGAAUUCAUCUUCUAAUGUGCAUCAGAAGAAUCAGACUGUCUGGAAACCUUAUGAAUGUAAUGAAUGUGAGAAAACCUUUAAGCAGAACUCAGAUCUUAGAAAACAUCAGAGAAUUCAUAUGGGAGUGAAACCUCACAAAUGUACUCAGUGUGGGAAAGCAUUCAGUCAAAGCUCUGUUCUUAGGAAGCAUCAAAGAAUUCAUACAGGAGAAAAGCCCUAUACAUGUGAUGAAUGUGGGAAAGCCUUCAGGGGGAGCUCAGACCUUAUUCAGCAUCAGAGAAUUCACACUGGAAAUAAACCCUAUGAAUGUAGUGAAUGUGGGGAAGCUUUUCGUAGGAGCUCACACCUUGUUCAACAUCGAAGAAUUCAUACUGGAGAAAAACCCUAUCACUGUAGGGAAUGUGGGAAAGCCUUCAACCACAGCUCUUCCUUUAAUCAACAUCAGAGAAUUCAUACUGGAGAGAAACCCUAUGGGUGUAAUGAAUGUGGGAGAACCUUCAGUCAAAGCUCAUCUCUUACUCAACAUCAGAGAAUUCACACUGGAGAGAAGCCCUAUGAAUGUAAAGAAUGUGGGAAACCCUUCAGGCAUAGGUCGGCCCUUAUGAAACAUCAGAGAGUACACACCAGAGUUUAACCUUGUGCAGAUUUUGAAUAUGAGGAAUCUUCUGGUAACUUUGCUGCUUCUAAGUUCAGAAAAUGCAUGAGGUCCUCAAGGGCAGAACCUAUGUUUGUGUUACUGUGUAUGACUAUCACCUGAGUUCCAUGUGCCUAUGAUACCUUUCUUAGGGUUUCUUUGGUGAUUGACUAAUCUAUGUUUCUUGCUAUUUGUUAUUUAAAGUAUUUACUGUUACUGUUGUCAAUAGUUAUCUUCUAAGGGGGUAGGUAUAUGAUUUUUGCCUCUUUAGAAAGGAUGGAAUUCAUAUCCCAGGAAAAUGAAGAUUGUACUUCAGGGGAUCAGUGCAGUUUUGGGUGGUCAGUGCCCCUUCUUCAGGAUGUAUAAUGUAGGCGUCUGAGUUCUCUGAAAUGAAUUGGGGACAAUUUUUUAAGAAUGUCUAAGUAGACAGUUACUGGCCUAGAGGAUAGUACGAUGACAACUAUUUAUGGUUCACAGUCAUUUUGACCUAUAUCUGGGAAGAAGAGACUGGAUCUUGAGGCAGGUAGAAAGAGCAUUCAGCAUAAUAAUAGUCCUGAUGUCCGUUAAUGAUUACCACUACCACCCCGCUUCUUCCCUUAGCCAGAAGUCACCUUGUAUCAUGACCACUCAGGCCUUGAGGUCUCUGUCCUGAGAACUACACUCCUCAGUCUCUCUGGCCCAUUGUGACAUCUCAUUUCCUUACUACAUUCUUCAGGGAGAGAGUAUGCCUUAACCACUGUCUUAUACCUUAACCCAUUUUCUCUCAUGUUAGUGCUGAAAAACCAUGAUUUAGAAGAGCAGUUACUGACUUAGUUCCUAGAAUAGGUACCUAGUCUAUGGAUACUUUAGGCCCUUGUGCCUCUGAGAAGGCAGAGAAAAUUCUGUUCAGCUUCUUAGUCUCUGAAAGUCCCGAUUUUCCACAGUGCUGUGGGUUUGGCUUGAGUGACUUAAUUUUUCUCCUGAUUUGUGACUCUAUAAUAGACUUUUCGAACUAUAGUGUUGGAAAGAGAUUUUACUUUGUACCUUUCUUUGAUCAGUCAGUGCCCUGAAAGCUAUUGCUACAGAGGAGUGGGUGCAUAGGUAUGCAGUGUGCAUGUAUGUGUUGCAAGCACAUGUUUAUUUUUGUUGGCUACCCAGUGUUUUUUUUCCUUUGUGACCUCCUUUCCACAGCCUCCCAUAAAAGCUUAUGCAUAUCCUCAUUCUGAACAAGGUAGAAGAACUUGUCUUGGCAUAUAUCUAUCUAUCUAUCCAUCCAUCUGUAUCUGUAUAGAUAUAGAUAUAGAUACAUAUACAUAGAUAGAUUUAACUUGAAUUGUCUCCUAACAUCAGAAUAUGUUACUGCUCUUCAAUACAUCCUGCUUUAUGACACCAGAUAGGGGGAUGUAGCCUUGGGAAUUUGGAAGAAAGUACUUUGAUAACUGUACCAACAGAGCUCAGCUUGGACAAGCUAUGCAGCUCAAGGAUAGGCCAGCAGCAUGGAUGCAGUGGCAACUGAUCAGUCAGGAACUCAAGUGUGGAGAAUGGACAAGGGGCCAGCAUCCCUUCCACUAACUUAGGGAAAUGGCAUCACAGCCAUUUUGUGAUGGAAUGGUCAGCAGUCUCUGGAUAUAGAAAUAUUUCUUUUAGACCAAUUAAACCAUAUCAUUAGUCCCUGUCCAGGAUAUGAAAAUGCCAAGCAGUGGGCCAAAAUAAAAAGACUAAAACCCUAAAAGGGUUAUGGCUCCAAUCCUCGGUCGCUAUAGAAUUAGAAGGAAGCACCAUAGUUUUUGGAUGGUAGGAGAGAGGGUUGUUGGCACCUGGACUAUAUAAUAAGGACUGUGAGGCCUAAGGUAGAGAUAGGAGGGAAGGUAGUUUGAUCCUAAGGACUAUUAAUCUAGCUCCUGGACAUAAAAUGGUAUGAUACAUAUUUUAUUUUUAUUUAUUUCUUAAU